This is a messenger RNA of Bacidia gigantensis, 597 nucleotides long. RefSeq lists its product as uncharacterized. The coding region runs from base 1 to 597 and encodes 198 amino acids. The transcript has a single exon. NCBI's taxonomy places the organism in Eukaryota, Fungi, Ascomycota, Lecanoromycetes, Lecanorales, Ramalinaceae. Gene Ontology annotation, molecular function: GTPase activity; GTP binding. Gene Ontology annotation, biological process: small GTPase-mediated signal transduction. The record is from RefSeq and is a predicted model, not a curated record.
AUGGAUGAUCUUGAGGAAGGCCCUACUGUGCCUGUAUUGUUCCUCGGCGACCCAGGUUGCGGCAAAUCCACCUUCCUCGCGAAGCUCUCGUCUGGCUCCUCGUCCAUUGCCAAACCUAUUUCUCCAUCCAAUCCUCUUCCAUUGCUACGAGACUAUGAUCAGCCAUACGUCUACAACAUCCGCAUGUACAAUCGUCCCUACCGCUUCGAGCUCUAUGACACAGCCUCCCCAGACAACUACACACUUCUCAAACCAGAUUUCAUCAUCAUUUGCUACGACAUCAAUGACAGACGGACAUUGGAGAACGUUGUGGAUAUCUGGUCGCACCAAGUCUCAACGACCUGGCUGAGCGAGAAAGAGGAGAUUCCGGUGGCGCUAUUGGGCCUGAAAAGAGACCUGAGAGUUGAAAAGCCAGGAGUCAUAUAUCCUCAGGAGGCCCAUGUGAUUGCUCAAGAGCUACGAUGUGAUAUGUAUGCAGAGUGCUCGGCCAUUACUGGUGAGCUCAUGACUGAGGUAUUCGAAGAUAUUGCAAGAAGAGCUGCGAGGACAACUACUGAAGCAGGAGGUCGGACGGAGAUGAAUUGCAGCGUCAUGUGA